Trematomus bernacchii (emerald rockcod) is the source of this 4153-nucleotide messenger RNA. It is a transcript of the gene card11, whose product is annotated as caspase recruitment domain family, member 11. NCBI's taxonomy places the organism in Eukaryota, Metazoa, Chordata, Actinopteri, Perciformes, Nototheniidae. Gene Ontology annotation, biological process: regulation of apoptotic process. Gene Ontology annotation, molecular function: protein binding. The record is from RefSeq and is a predicted model, not a curated record.
AUGGAGAACGGGACGUACAGCGACGUGGAGGCGCUGUGGGAGAUGCAGUGUACACGGUACGAGUUGUUCGUCGCACCAUCUCCCCGGGCCAAGCUGACCCCGUACCUCCGGCAGUGCAAAGUCCUGGACGAGCAGGACGAGGACGAGAUCCUGAACUCCAUGCUGCUGGUCUCCAAAGCAAACCGCACAAGCCGUCUCCUCGACAUCCUGCACAAUAAAGGAGAGCGGGGCUAUGUGGCCUUUCUGGAAAGUCUCGAGUUUUACUACCCUGAAAUGUACAAGCUGGUCACGGGGAAGGAACCCACGCGGCGCUUCUCCACCAUCGUAGUCGAGGAGGGUCAAGAGGGUCUGACCCAGUUCCUGAUGGAAGAAGUGAUGAAGCUGCAGCAGCAAUCCAAAGUGAAGACCCUGCAGCAGGCUGAGCUCAGCAGGAAGAACUGCACCCUGGAGGACGAGCAGAAGAAGCUCCGGCUGACCAAUCAGGAGCUCCAGGCCGUCCAACUGAGGAACAAUAAGUUGAGAGAGGAAAGAAACAGCUACAGUGACGAGCUACUGAGAGUGAAGGAUGAAAACUACAAACUGGCCAUGAGGUACGCCACGCUGAGCGAGGAGAAGAACAUGGCGGUGAUGAGGAGCCGCGACCUGCAGCUAGUGGUUGAUCAGUUGAAGCACAGGCUGAACAAGGUGGAGGAAGAGUGUAAAAUGGAGAGGAGGCAGAGUCUCAAGCUGAAGAACGACAUCGAGAACCGGCCGAAGAGAGAACAGAUCUUUGAGCUGGAGAGAGAAAACGAAAUGCUCAAGAUCAAACUACAGGAGCUGCAGUCCAUCAUACAGCCGAUGCCGCUCCCUGCAUCAGACAAGGCCAUCCUUGACAUUUUGGAGCACGACAGACAGGAAGCACUGGAGGACAGACAGGAUCUGGUCAACCGCCUCUACAACCUGCAUGAAGAAGUGAGACAGGCAGAGGAACUACGAGAUAAGUACCUGGAGGAGAAGGAGGAUCUGGAGCUGAAGUCGUCCACGCUGCAGAAGGAUUGUGAGAUGUAUCGCAACCGUAUGGACACCAUCACUGUGCAGCUGGACGAGGUGGAGAAGGAGAGGGACCAGGCGUUUCGAGCCAGAGACGAGGCCCAGCACCAUUUCUCCCAGAGUCUCAUCGACAAGGACAAAUAUCGUAAACAGAUCAGAGAGCUGGAGGAGAGGAGCGACGAACUCCAGAUCGAGAUCGUACGCAAAGAAGCCCGUCUGAUCACUCUGGAGUCUCGCCUACGACGGCUGGCCAAGGACAUCGUUUUGGACCAGAGUCUGCCGAGGGACAUGCCUCCGACCAUUAUUUCUCAGGCGGGGGAUUAUAAACCCAGCCAAUCAGAGUGGUCGAGCGAUGAAUCCCAUGAGGGGAAGUUUCCAUCGGAGGAGCCUCGCCUGAAACGCAGACCCAACCUAAAAGCAAACAGAGUAAAGUCUCCAGUCUGUUUUCCCAGAGAAGUCAACUAUGAGGCCUCUCAAUCUGCAGCCAACGGAGGAGAUUUACUGGAUAUCCAGAUGCGAAACUAUAAUUCCAACAGCGUGUCCCUCCCUGGGUCCCCCUCGUAUCCUCCCUUCUCAGCCACCUCCCUCUCCUGCUCCCCUUCCCCCUAUCCUCUCACCUUGAGUAUGGACCAUUUCAACAGACCAAACAUGCUGCGUUACCGUAACCAGAGCAUCCAGUCCACGCUGCCUGAGCCUCCGGAGAAAGCAUCGCUCUAUCGCCGAGAGAGGGAGAAGGAAAACGACUUCAACCCCCGCAGCCUCUCGGACUUUGAUAGUGACACCAUGGAGUUUGAGGACGAAGCACCUUCUGUCCACUCGUCUUCCUCGUCCCAUCAGUCAGAAGGGAUGGACUCGUACGACCUGGAGCAGGUCAACAACAUCUUCAGGAAACUCUCUCUGGAGCGGCCGUUUCGUCCGUCUCUCUCUUCCUUCUCGAGGAUCAGUGGCUCUCUGAAGCCGGUGCAGGAGUUAUCUCUGCCCGGCGACAACCUGCUGAAGGACAUCACUUUGGUCGGUGGAAACGACAGCGGGAUAUUCAUCUCACAUGUCCAGUCGGACUCCAUCGCGGAGAAGGCGGGGCUCCGGGAGGGCCACCACAUCCUGAUGCUUGAGGGAUGCAUACGUGAGGAGAACCAAAGCAUUUCAUUGGACACCAGUACUCAGGAAGAAGCUCAUUGGACGCUGCAGCACUGCUCCGGACCCGUCAAGCUGCACUAUCGAGCCAACUUUGACUCCUACCGUCGCCUUCAGAGUAACCUGGCUGAAGGCCCGAUGGUUUCCGGCGACUCGUUCUACAUCCGGGUCAACCUCAGCAUCUCGGGCCAGGCGGACAACUGCUCUCUGAGCAUGCGCUGUGACGAGGUGGUGCACGUGCUGGACACCCGGCACCUGGGCCGCUGCGAGUGGCUGUGCGCUCAGGUCGACCCGUACAGCGGCCUGGACCUGGCCGAGCGGGGAACCAUACCCAGCAACUCACGGGCCCAGCAGCUGCUUCUGGUAAAGAUCCAGAAGCUGGUGUGUCGAGGGGGAAAGGAAGAGAAUGAAAUCCAGCGCAACAGUAAGCCAGAAGAAGUGAGCCCGUCGUCUGAUCCUAAAGCCAUUCCACGAGUUUCUAGAGCCAGCAUCUUCCUCACACAGAUACUACAGUUUGUGAGCAGGGUGGAUAUCAAGUAUAAGCGAAUGAACAGCAGUGAGAGAGUGAGGAUCAUCAACUGCUCAGGCAGCUCAACGGUACCCAGACAGGGUUAUGAAGCGCUGAGACCAGAAGACGCUGCGGACCCGGACAGCGAGCUGAGCCGGGGUCUGAACCUGAUCCCCUACAGCACCGUCACCCCCCAGCGGACCCAGAGGAGGAGGCCCGUCCUCUUCACUCCCACCGCUCUGGCACAAACCAUCAUCCAGAAAAUACUCAACAGUGGGGGAGCCAUGGACUAUCAUACCUGCAAACCAGACACCCUGUCCAAAGAAGAGUUUCAUCUGAAACAGAACGUGGAGCCCUUCAUUCACUACAAAGAGAAACAAGCCACGUUUGAAUGCAUCACCCGAGAAAACAUAGAGGCUGUCGCAUCUAAGGGGAAACACUGCCUGCUGGAGGCGGAGCUGAGCUGCGUCAAAGAUCUCCUGCGUAGAGAAAUCUACCCGAUCAUCAUCUACGUCAAGAUCUGUGAUAAAAAUGUCAAGAAGUUACGGAAGUUGCCUCUGCGCGUGGAGUCGGAGGACGGGUUCGUGAAGUCGUGUCGGGCCAAAGUGAAGGAACUGGAGGGCGUCCCGUGUCUGUACGGCAGCGUGGAGCCGGAGGCCUGGGCGGGACCCGACGACCUCAUCAGGGUCAUCAAGGAGCGCAUCCUGGAGGAGCAGAAGAAGACCGUGUGGGUGGAGCAGGACCUGCUGUAGACACACACACACAAAACACACAGAAAUACACAAAAUAACACACACACAGAUACACAACAACUGUCUGUACACGACAAUAGACAUGUGUAGCUGAGCCCUAUGGAAGCCCAUAGGGGACUUUAUUCAAAUGAUGCUUUUAGACUGUUUUAGACUGUUUGUCUGACUGUUGUUUGUUUUACUCUUGUUUUUCUGUUAAGUGAACUUGGGUCCCCUGAAAGGCGUUAAGUUAUUAUUAUUAUAAUUUUUAUUAAACCUGAAAAAUUAAAUCACUUUUUUUUUUUAUUGGAUUUUCUUUUUUUAUGUAAUUUGAAAAUAAUUCGUUAGGUUUAAAAGAAAAGAAGAUAUUUUAAAUUGUUUCUUUCCAUUUUAGUUUAAAUACAGCCACGAAACACCUAUAUGACUUGGUGAAAAUGAAAAUGCAAAUUGGAUUUUCAUUUUCCUAAUGACUAAAAUAACCACCAUAUAAUGCUUUUUUAGAAUUUAUAUAUUUAUUUAUAGAAUUUCAUUUUCCUUUUUCAAGUUUCUUUUUCAGUUUGAAUAAAGUCCUCUAUGAGCUUCUAUAUAGAACCAUAAAAACUCCCUUGUACAUCGUGCUUUUAUACAUACAUAUUUAUGCUCAGAAACGCACGUGUGGACACUCGCAGUGCAGUAGACUUCAAAUAAAUGCAUUAUAUAUUUUGUAAAUGUGUGUCUUUACCUUGAUUUAGAAUAAAUAAAUAAAAGGAAAACA